AUGGCUUCAUCUGCAGCCACGUGCGUCCUGGCCUGGGCCCUGGCACUGCUCUGCGUGGGGACCCAGGCCUCCGGCGGGAACGCGGGUGGCCAGCCCUGCUUCUUCCCCUUCGUGUAUAGGGGCCGCACUUUCCACACCUGCGCCAUGGAGCAGAGCCACGGGGCCCAGCCCUGGUGCUCCACCACGGCAAACUACGACACGGACAGGCGCAGGAGCUCCUGCCCUGACACAUUGCUUGGCGGGAAAUCGGAGAAGCCCUGUACAUUCCCAUUCUGGUACAAAGGCAGGAGGUACACGACUUGCACCAUGGAUGACAGCAAGCGGCCCUGGUGUGCCACCACGAGGAACUAUGAUGCGGACCAUAAAUGGAGGUACUGCGGCAUGGCAGCGGUGGGGGGGAAUUCGGAGAGCGGCCCUUGCGUCUUCCCUUUCAUCUAUAAGGACACGACCUACCACAGCUUUACAGCAGUCGAUGACAAGAUGGGACAAUCCUGGUGUGCUACCACUCCCAACUACGACAGCCCUGACCCCACCAGUUAG
This is a messenger RNA of Gopherus evgoodei (Goodes thornscrub tortoise), 540 nucleotides long. Its product is annotated as matrix metalloproteinase-9-like. The record is from RefSeq and is a predicted model, not a curated record. The coding region runs from base 1 to 540 and encodes 179 amino acids. Gene Ontology annotation, molecular function: heparin binding. The transcript has 4 exons. Lineage: Eukaryota; Metazoa; Chordata; Testudines; Testudinidae. Gene Ontology annotation, cellular component: cell surface.